UCAUAUAAGCUAUUUGCAGCAGGGAGGUGACCAGCAGAAGCGGCGGCAGCAGCUCAGUAGAGAAUAGCUCCUCUAUGAACGCCCUUCUGACUGACUUGCCUGUGAAUCACAUUUUCCACCUACAACACUGUUACUUCAGACUGGGCCCCUCCGAAGGAACACAUGCAACAAAACUUUUCUUCCUCACACUUGGCUUCACUGAAACGAGUCGAUAUGAGAGCCACGAACACCCGGGAAGAUCAACGCAGUCGACUAAUCGGGAGCUUUUGUCUGAUCCUGAGCACUUUUCACUGAAGGUUUUUGUUGUUUUGAUGGGGGAUCAUGACCGCAUAUCGGAAUAAUGGCCUAUUCAAUCCUCUGUCACUUUUUAUCAAUCAACCCCGAUGGAGCCGUUCACCAGUGUCUCAGCUCUGAUCUGCAGUAGUUAUUGAUAUAUCGGUAUUGAUCAGUGGGGAGUGAGCAUUGAUCAGCUCUGACAUGGAUCUUCAGGUGAUUGUCUGGCUCUUCUACUGCUUUCUGCUGCCCUCCACGCUCUUAACAGCUUGUCUGUUUCGCUACAACAUCCUGUCACUGGUUUAUUUCCUCUACCUGCUGCUGCUGCCAUGUUUCCUGUGUCCAAACAAACACACAAUCAGAGGACACACAGGUCGCUUUAUCAGAGCCGUUUUCUGCACCAGUCUUCUAUUUCUACUGGCUCACAUCUGCUUCCAGGCAGUACUAUAUACGUAUCCUCCUCUUGACUCCGCCAUCGGUGGUAACUGUUCACAAUGGGACACCAUAACCAGACAUAUAGGAAUAUCCAGGCUUCCCUUGGAUGAUCCUUGGAGUGUCUUACGCCUCCUGUGUCCUGACCUGGGUGUGUGUACAGUUGCCUUGAUAACAGUCAUCCUCUGCAGCAGAUUGGUCAGGAACAGAGAAAUGGUGGCUGCUGCCAAUAUUACAUCGUUAGAAGAUGAUCCAUCAGAUAAAACCACAGAUGAGGAUGAUGAUGAUGAUGAUGAUGAUGAGGAGAGGAGGAGGAGGAGGCAUCAGGAGAUGAAGAUGAAGAUGACAGGUCAUUACCUGGUGACCCUGAUGAGGAGGUUUCCACAGCAACCAAAGCCAAGCAGUUGGCUGAGCAUCUGAAGGCAAGCUCGGAAAGUUCUGCGGGACCUGGGAAGAGUUUUAGCCAUCAGCCUGCUGGCUUUGGCUGGCAUCACACUGCCCUCAGCCUUCUCAGCUAUCUACUUCCUGCUUUUUAUUGGUGUGUGCACUUGGUGGGCGUACCACCUUCCCAUCAGUCACCUGGGCUUCAAUGCGCUGUGUGUGAUGGUGGGCUUCUUCACUGCUGGUCACAUGGUUUGUCUGUAUUUGUACCAGAGUCUGCUUGCCCAGGCCCUGUUCCCCCCACACAGUCUGUGGGCCAGACUUUUUGGACUGAAGGACAUCAUCAUACCAGGAAAUUGCUCCUCACCCUAUGACCUAAAUCUCAAUGACAGUCACGAUUGGCCAAUUUAUGUCAACCCAGGAAUACUGUUCCUCCUCUAUAUAACCAUAGCAACGGUUCUCAAGACAGGAUGUCAUGGAACUCCUAACCAGCAGGUUGAGGAGGAAAAGCAGCAAGAGAAAAGGGAGGAGUUAGAGGAGGAGAUGGUGGAGUUAAGAUCAUGGAAUCAACAGAAAGAUAACUGUGAAGAUGACACACAGCUCAUGCUCCUGUCAGUUGGAACAGGAAGCAGCAGAGGAGGAACUGUGGCUGAAGAGAGUCAGCCAGACCUGGGUGUUAGUGGUGUGGCCAGUGGCCAACAGAGUGAAAGUCCGUUUUAUCUGCUGGGAAAGGUGGUCAUGCAGCAGAGCUAUGUCUGUGCACUCAUAGCCAUGAUGGUUUGGAGCAUCACAUACCACAGCUGGCUGACCUUUGUGUUGCUGCUGUGGGCCUGUCUCAUCUGGAUCCUGCGUGCCAGACGGCAUGCAGCUACACUGUGCUCUCCAUUCAUCCUGCUCUAUGGCCUGGCUUUGUGCUGUCUGCAGUAUGUCUGGGCCAUGGAUCUUCAGCCUGAGCUACCCACCACUGUGGGAACCAUGAGCCUCAGACAACUGGGACUGGACAGGGCCAAGUACCCCUGUUUAAGACUUGGAGCUUUGCUUCUGUUCACUUUAACUUUCUGGCUGUUGGUACGUCAGUCAGUGAAGGAAAACUUCAGCAGGCAGAGGAAAAUGGCCACACCACUACAGGAAGUCACUACAGGAGCAGAGGGGGCCAGUAAUGAUUCAGUGCUGAAGGUUUUAGGAGGCAUGGUGAUGAGCUGUUAUGCCAAAUACUGGAUCUAUGUGUGUGGAGGGAUGUUCAUCAUGGUCUCCUUUGCUGGAAAACUUGUUGGAUACAAGAUCAUCUACAUGUUGCUGUUCCUGUUGUGCCUCUGUCUCUAUCAGGUGUACUAUUCUCUGUGGAGGCGUCUGUUGAAGCUUUUCUGGUGGCUUGUUGUGGCCUACACCAUGCUGGUGCUGAUCUCCAUCUACACUUACCAGUUUGAAGACUUCCCUCGAUACUGGCGGAACUUCACUGGUUUCACAGAAGAACAGCUGGCAGCCAUUGGUUUGGAGACGUUUGCUCUGUCCGAACUCUUCACCAGUAUUCUGAUCCCUGGCUUCUUCCUGCUGGCUUGUAUUCUGCAGCUACACUACUUCCACAAACCCUUCAUGAGAAUCACUAACCUGGAACAUGUUACCCCUAUAAACAAGAAGAAGAACAGUGAGAGAACUGAGCAGACUGGCUCUGAUAAUGUGGAAGUGAACUCUGAAGAAGAAGACCUGGUGACUAACAUGGAUGAGGAAUCUGAAGAUGAAGUGGAGUUGAUGCCCAGUAAGUGGGGUCUGGUGAUGGACAGACUCCUGGUUCUGUCAAGAAGAUUCUCUGACAUUCUCACCAAAGUUCAAGUGUUUCUCUGGAGGCUUCUGGAGAUCCACAUCCUCAAGAUGGUGGCUUUCUUCUCUGUGUGGGUUGCACUUGAAGAGCCAUCUGUGAUGAACCUGGUCCUGGUGGUGUUGUGGUCUCUGGCAAUGCCCUAUGGUCGUUUUAGGCCCAUGGCUUCAUGUCUGUCUACAGUCUGGGUGUGUGUCAUCAUCAUGUGUAAGAUGCUGUACCAGCUCAGUGUUGUCAACCCUAUUGAGUACUCCAGUAACUGUAGCCAGCCUUUAACAAAUCAAACCAACCUGUUGCCAAAGGAGAUUAUUAACUCCUCGCUCUAUAAGGAGCCAGUGGAUCCAGCCAACUGGUUUGGCAUCAGGAAAGAUGCUACUGUAUUGGGAUACAGCAAGAACCAUUUGGUAGUACUGAUGUUGCUGGUGUUUGAGGCGACAGUGUACCGUCACCAGGCUCACCACUACCGUCAGCUCCAACGAUCUCCCCCCACCAUCCCGGCUCUGUUCCCUGCCGCCACCAGGGACACUCUAAACAAGGGCCUUAUACCCUGCAUCAAAUACCUGCUCAACUACACCUUCUACAAGUUUGGAUUAGAGAUUUGUUUUCUGAUGACGGUGAAUGUUAUUGGCCAGCGGAUGAACUUCCUGGUGAUAAUCCAUGGCUGCUGGUUGGUAGCCAUCUUGGUUAGGCGGCGGCGGGCAGCUAUCGUCAAGAUCUGGCCCAAAUAUUGUCUCUUUUUGUCCAUCUUCAUGAUCUACCAGUACCUGCUGUGUGUGGGCAUACCACCUGCUCUCUGCAUAGACUACCCAUGGCGGUGGAACACUCAAGUUCUCAUGAACUCAGCUCUCAUUAAAUGGAUCUAUCUGCCUGACUUCUACACUGUGCCCAACUCCAAAAACCUCAUAGCGGACUUUGUGCUUCUGAUGUGUGCAUCCCAGCAGUGGAAGGUGUUUGAGUGUGAGCACACAGAGGAAUGGAUGGUUCUGGCAGGAGAGAACACAGAUGACCCUGAUCCAAUGGAGGGUCGACUGUUUAACCCUGCACCCAACUUCAUUAACUGCAGGAGUUACCUGGACAUGGCUAAAGUUUUGGUGUUCCGUUACCUCUUCUGGUUUGUGCUGUCAGUGGUCUUUGUCACUGGGGCCACCAGGAUCUCUGUGUUUGGACUGGGCUACCUGCUCGCCUGCUUCUUUUUUCUGCUGUUUGGAACCCAGCUAUUGGUCAAACCGUCCAGGACUCGCCUUGCUCUGUGGGACUGUCUCAUCAUCUAUAAUGUGACAGUCAUUGUAUCUAAAAAUGUGUUAUCAAUCCUGGCGUGUGUGUUUGUAUUUGAGAUGCAGAGGAGCUUCUGUUGGGUGAUUCAACUCUUCAGCCUGGUUUGCACAGUCAAAGGAUAUUAUGACCCGAAUGAAGUGAGUGACAAGACCUGCAGCCUCCCAGUGGAGGAGGCCGGGAUCAUCUGGGACAGUAUCUGUUUUCUCUGCCUGUUGAUGCAGAGGAGAGUUUUCCUCAGUUUCUACUUCCUGCAUGUGACAGCAGAGCUGCAGGCUUCUGCCAAGCAGGCAUCGAGGGGGUUUGAGCUCUUUAAAGCCAGUAUCGUGAAGAACAUUAAGUUCCACCAACAAGCUGAGAAGAAGUCUCUGUCACAGCUCAAGAGAUCGAUGCAGAGAAUUCGCUCCAAGCAGCAGAAGUGCAGAGAUGGACACAAAACAAGUGAAGAAUCCAACGCGAGUCAGACCGCUGAGUCCCAGAAAGACAUGAAAAAGUCCAGGAAGAAAAAGUGGCACCGGCCAUGGUUAAACCAUGCUACAGUGCUCCACUCCGGAGAGUACUACCUGUUUGAGUCAGACAGUGAGGAUGAAGAGGAGCUGCAGUCUGAAGAACAGAGGCCUCAGAAACAGACUGCCUGUCAGUUGGCGUACCAAGCAUGGGUAACCAGUGUGAAAACAGCUCUUAGAGAACGUCAGAGACGCCAGCGACAGUUGAGGAGGAUUGAGAGAAAAGAGAAGGAGAAAGAAGGAAAAGUGGAUUCACAACAGGAGGCUUUCUCCGUGAUUGGUUGUAGGGAAAAUGAGGUGUUCGAGGACCCUGUCGUUCAGGAGGAAAAGGAAGAGGAGGAACAAGAGUCUGGUCAUGGUGAGACGGUUCAGAGGAUCUUGGAUAUCUUGCGCUUCUUAUGGGCCAUAAUUUUGGCCAUCGUGGAUGGACUGACUCAGUGGCUCAACCUGCUGACUAAACAGUACAGAGAGACCUCUACUGUUCUGUGCAAUGAGCGCACUUCAUCAUACACAAGAUACAGCAGGGUCUUCACUAUAAAACGUUCAUCAUGGAGACAUGCUUUUUGUCCCCAAAAGGAGGUCCCCACAGUGUGCAUCAUACAACAGCAGACUCCACAGAUGACCAGCUAUCUCAGGGUAGUGAGAGUCCCACACUGGAGACCUGUUUUGGAUGAGACUGAUGCAGAAAACUCCACCAGAUACAGCUGCAUGGAGGUGGAUAGCAGGGGUGUGACAGGCAGGUGUACCCCCAGGCCGAGGCUCAACAGCACAGAGAAUUUCUUGAGUCCUGAACCCCCAUCCAGCAGCAUGGAGGUGGUUCCAGAGCCAUCCAAACAACAACACAGACACUCCAGAACAGCCAGUGAGCUGCUGGGAGACAGGCAGUUCUUCAUCGAGGAGCUGGAACAGUGCAGAGAGUUCUAUAAUAACCAGAACCGUCUGCUGAAGCUGCUGUUUGCCAUGUACAACCUGCUGGCAGCAAACUCAGAGCUAGUCUGCUAUUUCAUCAUUGUGUUAAACAAUGUGGUCAGUGCUUCUGUGAUAUCACUGGUCCUGCCCAUACUGGUGUUUCUAUGGGCUAUGUUGGCUGUUCCAAGACCAACCAAGAAGUUUUGGAUGACUGCUAUAGUCUACACAGAGGUGAUGGUGGUGGUGAAAUACCUUUUCCAGUUUGGAUUCUUUCCCUGGAACAGCGUUUAUGAGAUGACACUAAACGAAGACAAGCCUUUCUUCCCACCUCGGAUCCUGGGCCUGGAGAAGACUGACAACUACAUCAAAUAUGACCUUCUCCAGCUGCUGGCCUUGUUCUUCCACAGAUCCCUGCUCAUGCGUUAUGGUCUGUGGGAUCACGAGGGCCCCUUGGAGGAGCAGAGCCCCUCACCAGAAAGUUGUGAGGAUAAAGGAAAAACUAGAGAAGGAGGUGAAGAUGGAAGGAGGCAGGAGGCAGGAGGAGAAGAGGAAAAGGAGGGCAGAGUCUGUUCAACAUCCACCCUGGACAACCUGGAUAUGACUGAGCUGGACCAACUUCAACUUGAAAAGGAUGAUGUGGACUAUGUUGAACGGAGUGCCAGCUCUGCUGCAGCUGUCCCACAACCCACUGCAGCUGAACCAGAACGCCCUGAGCCAUUAGAUGGACAGGACACACUGAAUCCUCCCAGCUGGCCGAGGGAAGAUAAGAUGGAUGGAGACAAUGAUGAUGUCCCAAAGAAAAGCAGCAGUAUCCGCUUCCGCAAGAAACCUAAACAACCCAAACAACAGCACAGCAAAGCUCUAUCUGCUCCAGCGGAGCCCACAGCUGAGACUACAGAUCCCAGUAAAGAACCUGUAAAGAAGAAGCAGAGAGGCAGGAAGAGAGAGGCAGCCAGUAAGAGACUGCUGGCUGUGGGACACAAGAUAAAACAUAUUUUCAUCUCUGUUAUUCAGAGUGUUUACAGGCCAGCUCAGGGUUUCUUCAGUGAUAUUCUCCACGCUGAGUAUCGAGCUGCCACUGAUGUCUAUGCACUCAUGUUCCUGACUGAUGUCAUCGACUUCAUCAUCGUUGUCUUUGGCUUUUGGGCUUUUGGGAAACACAGUGCAGCAGCUGAUAUAGCCUCCAGCCUGUCAGAGGACCAGGUUCCUGAGGCCUUCCUGGUGAUGCUGCUCAUCCAGUUCAGCACCAUGAUCAUUGACAGAGCCUUGUACCUGCGCAAGGCUGUCUUGGGAAAACUCAUUUUCCAGGUGAUCCUUGUGUUUGGGAUCCACCUGUGGAUGUUCUUCAUCCUGCCUGCUGUCACUGAAAGGAAGUUCAAUCAGAACUUUGUGGCCCAGCUCUGGUACUUUGUCAAGUGUAUUUACUUCGGUCUGUCAGCCUAUCAGAUCCGCUGUGGUUAUCCCACUCGUAUCCUCGGCAACUUCCUCACCAAGAAAUACAACCACCUCAACCUGUUUCUCUUCCAAGGGUUUCGUCUGGUGCCGUUCCUGGUGGAGCUGCGAGCAGUGAUGGACUGGGUCUGGACUGACACCACUCUGUCUCUGUCGAACUGGAUGUGUGUGGAGGACAUUUAUGCCAACAUCUUCAUCAUUAAAUGCAGCCGUGAGACAGAGAAGAAAUACCCACAGCCUAAGGGGCAGAAGAAGAAAAAGAUAGUGAAAUAUGGCAUGGGUGGACUCAUCAUCUUCUUCUUGAUCUGCAUCAUCUGGUUUCCACUGCUCUUCAUUUCACUGGUCAGAUCAGUAGUGGGUGUGGUCAACCACCCUAUUGAUGUCACAGUGACUGUCAAGCUGGGAGGAUAUGAGCCCUUGUUCACCAUGAGUGUGCAGCAGCAGUCCAUCCAGCCCUUCACAGAGGAUGAAUAUGAACAACUCACCAAAAAGUUUGGAGACAAACCAGUAGCCAUGCAGUUCAUCACUCUCUACAGUUAUGAGGACAUUGUGACGGCCAUGAUUGAAGGUAGUUCAGGAUCAGUAUGGAGGAUCAGCCCCCCCAGCAGACAGGAGGUCAUUAAAGAGCUACUUGGAAGUCCUGUUGACCUAACACUACGCCUGGCCUGGACUUUCCAGAGGGACCUGGGUAAAGGAGGGACAGUAGAACACACCUUUGACAAACACUCUAUAGACCUGGAGCCUGGGAACCCAGUCAGAGCAGAUCUGGCCUCACUACUGGUUGGCAAUCGCACUGAACCUGUGCAUGUUCCUAAUAUGUUCCCUAACUACAUCCGUGCCCCCAAUGGAGCUGAGGCCAAACCAGUCAAUCAACUAUAUGAAGGUAAUGAAAAUGGUUACCUGAACAUAACCCUGUCCCUGAUGAGUGACCGGUCACUGAAUGACAGUAGAAACCAGGAGUGGUGGGACAUUGCUAUCGCAGGCUGUAAACCCUCCUCAUGUGGCGUUCUACCCAUGGUUAUAUUCAAUGACAAAGUCAGUCCACCCAGCCUGGGCUUCCUGGCUGGAUAUGGGAUCAUGGGUCUGUAUGUGUCUGUGGUCUUAGUCAUUGGGAAGUUUGUGCGUGGCUUCUUCAGUGAGAUCUCCCACUCCAUCAUGUUUGAGGAGCUGCCCUGUGUGGACCGCAUCCUGAAGCUCUGCACAGACAUCUUCCUGGUGCGUGAGACAGGAGAGCUGGAGCUGGAGGAGGAACUUUACUCCAAACUGAUCUUCCUCUAUCGAUCUCCAGAGACCAUGAUCAAAUGGACCAGGGACAUCCACAGCCGAGACCAAGACAGAUACUGACUGACUGACUGACUGACUCAUUAUGUUUGGCUGUAAUAGAAUACAGUGAUAUCUGAAGCACACUGAAAAGCCCUGGGGACAGCACGUGGGAGGCUUCUUGAGAACACUCCUUAGCAGUGGACACUGAAUUACAGCCAAGGAGACACAUGAAAGGAGAUGUACACCAAAUACAUAUACUGGAUGAAACAACUCCCAUUGCUGGACACCUGUUGCUGUUGCUUCUUCACAACUGCCUGAGCACUUUCAUCCCACCGCCUUACACUACAGACUAUUGAGAGUGGAACUGCAGUCCCACUCUGGGUGUGGUUGUCAGCAGCUGGAUGUCUACAGGAUUGAAUAUAACAUCCAUAGAAGGCAAAAUCAGUGGUCAGACUGAGUUGUGUUUGUUAGUGGUCAGAGGUUAAAGGUCAAAUACAAAAGCUAUUUAAUUCCUGACCUCUGUGCAUUUGAGGUACUCAGGUGGAGUGACUAUGUGGCUGAAACCUGAAACUAUUUGUGGGUUGAACCAGCUGCAGUUACUGCAUUAGUAUUCUGAUUGAUUUGAAAUCAUGCCAUGCUGUCAAUCAAACUUAGAAAUGUUUUUUAAAUAAUUCUUUCUUGUGAGAGCAGACAAGCAGCAGCCAAAGGGCCAUUUUACCAAGUCAGAUGUUGCCAUGUUUUGAGUUUAUUCCAGGCCACAGCAUGCCCCAAGUUUUGGGGCAGUAAAUUAGACCAGCUGAUGAGAGAGCUGUGGAUCAGGCCUCUGGAAAACAAGUUUGCUUUUAAACACUUAAAAUACCAAAAAAAAAAAAAAAAAAAAAAAAAAAACAGCUAAAACAUAAAUGUAGAAGUGCACACAGUGCACACACACAUGCACAAACACACAUACAUCUCAGUAAAACAACUGUAAAUGCUAUGUGCUUGGUACAUUGAGUUACUGGUUUCCCUUCUGAUUAUAGAUCAUGACACCCUCAGACAAGUGUUUGAUUUGAAUGUGUCCAGGUAAAAAGUAGUGAAGGAAAAUUAGAAUGCCAUGUUUAACCAUAAAACAUUUUGGGUUAAAUUGCUGCUUCUUUGUUAGUGCAGUGAGUGUGCAACCUUUACCAUUAAAACAGUUCCCUACAUGGAAAAUCCUGGUCAUAAACCACUCAACUAAUACACUGGUUACAAAGUGAAUAUUGAUUGAAUAGUUAAAGAGAUGACGGCCCCUGGAAUGAUGGGCAGGACUCAUCACUCUUAACUGAUUUUGCUCAGGCUGUCCCAUGAGCCCCUGUCCUGACUGAAUUAUUUUUUUUCUUUCAUUUUCCUGAUAGAUCCCCUUAGUAGGAGUACAUUUGAAGAAAAUGUCUAAUGUUUGACUAACUUAUUGGCUGUGAUGCUGGUGUAACAAAUAUUUGUCCAUGUUAAUGUGUCUCGACAUGUUUCGACAUGCUGUACAUGUAGAAUCUGACAAAGAACAACCAUGCCUGUGAGGUAUGAAGUCGAAUCAUGUGAAAUGAAUCUCACUAGGGUUGGCUUAAAGUUUGAAGAACCCUCUGUGCCAUUACACACUAGUAAUAGAGUUGUUGAUACACUAUGCAAUAGAAAUAGUAGUGACAGCAGCUCAGCUGUGACACAGACAGACCAAGAUCUUUCCACACCAGCAGUCACUUUACCUGGUUGGUUGUUACCAGACAUUCAUUUUCUGUCUCUUGGUUUGUGGUCAUUUGUGUAACUGCAAAUAAGUUUGGGAAUAUGAACCACUAAGACACAAUAUUAAAUGAUCGUGACCUUAAAGCUGGUCCUGUAUGAUUUACAUGUGUCAAAAUUUACAAGGUGCAUAUUCCUAAAUAAACAGCAUUUUCAGAUUACACAAUAAACAGGUUUUCAAUAGGGGCCCACAGGUCAUCUGUGUCCUUGGGCCCCCUACCAGGUUACCAGCCACUGCUCUCAGCAGUAUGUUCCUCACUAAACAUUACACCAGCACAGUUGAUCUCACACUACCACAUCACAAACUUUUUAUGAUUGUUUGUUGCUGCGAAAUGGAAUAGAAAUAUACAUGGUGUAAACACAAAACUUAUAAGUUAAAAAGCAUCUGCCACUAUUGGUUUCAUUUUCUGCCUGAAAGUACAGACACUAUUCUUGUUCACCUACACUCCAUUCAAAGGAGAGGAGAUACAGUUAAACCUACCAUGGUGCUGUGUUCAUAAUUACCUAUAUAUUUAACUAGCUGUUCAUCUUUGUCUUCAGUGAGAAGGGGAAUGCAUGUGAAUGUUUCUCAUUUUAAAGACAUUUCUGUGCAUUAAUGAGUUUCUGAACACCCAAGUACUUAUUGCAUUUUUCACUGAUUAAGUAUUGGCCUCCAAGUGUAAGAUAGAUUAUGCUGGUAGUCUAAACAGAAAUAUUCAAAAAUCCUCUAAACUCUGAGAUGUUUGUUGCUGUAGCUUGUCAGAGAUAAUGCAUCAGAAGGGAAAAAUCAUACUAAGAUAUCUAAAAUAUAAGUGGUUGAUGACUGUGAAAAGAUCCACUGUGACAGUUUUCCCAGGUCACAAAGCUGUUGAGGAACUGGAGCUAAUAAAACACAUCUGUCUGGUGUAA
Molecule: messenger RNA, 10941 nt
Organism: Lates calcarifer (barramundi perch)
Lineage: Eukaryota; Metazoa; Chordata; Actinopteri; Centropomidae
Gene: piezo1
Product: piezo-type mechanosensitive ion channel component 1
Source: RefSeq, a predicted model, not a curated record